Carassius carassius (crucian carp) is the source of this 4203-nucleotide messenger RNA. Its product is annotated as rho family-interacting cell polarization regulator 2. The coding region runs from base 146 to 3382 and encodes 1078 amino acids. The record is from RefSeq and is a predicted model, not a curated record. Lineage: Eukaryota; Metazoa; Chordata; Actinopteri; Cypriniformes; Cyprinidae. The transcript is spliced from 23 exons.
UGGUGCAGUGAGUAGAAGCUCAGAGCGGUCCACUGCCUCUCACCUCUCUGCUCGGGGCUUCACGUUUACCUGGGGAGGGAUAGUCCGAACGCUGGUUUAAUUUUACAGUAUAGUUACUGCUCCAACGCUUAAGCGAAAGAGAGGAAUGGCCUUUCCUGACAUGGCAAAGGAUGACCUAAAUGAACUGGUGUGUGAGGAGGCAGAGGACGUCUUUGAUGAUGACGGAGUGUCCUCCCGCUUCCCGGACAUCAUGGCUGCUGGCACUCACUCUCCUGGAGGGCCCAAUGGCAUCAUCAGGAGCCAGUCGUUCGCUGGCUUCAGCACCCUGCAGGAGAGACGCUCACGGUGUAACUCCUUCAUGGGGAACUCCGCAGUGCAGAAGAAGCCCACGUCGAAGCCCAGGAAGCCCCAUCUGUCUGGGCACAAGUCGAGCAGCAGCAGCUCACGAGAGCCACAGCCCAAAAGAAUGGAAGAAGUUUAUGGAGCCCUCAAACAAGGCCUGGAUGAAUAUCUAGAGGUGCACCAAACAGAGCUGGAUAAACUCACUUCCCUCAUGAAAGACAUGAAGAGGAACUCCAGACUGGGUGUGCUGUAUGAUCUGGACAAGCAAAUGAAGAGCAUAGAGCGUUACAUGCGACGACUGGAGUUCCACAUCAGCAAGGUCGAUGAGCUGUACGAGGGCUUUUGUAUUCAGAGAAGGUUGCGUGACGGCGCCAGUAAGAUGAAACAGGCCUUCACUGCUUCACCCUCCACUAAAGGCACACGUGAGAGCCUGGCGGAGGUCAACCGCAGAUACAAAGAGUAUACAGAGAACAUGAACACUUUUGAGACUGAACUGGAGAACUUGUUGGGGGAGUUUCAUAUCAAAAUGAAAGGAUUGGCUGGUUUUGCCAGGCUUUGUCCCGGUGAUCAGUACGAGAUUUUCAUGAGAUACGGCCGACAGCGGUGGAAACUGAAGGGGAAGAUCGAAACGAACUCCAAGCAGAGUUGGGACGGAGAGGAGAUGAUCUUCAUGCCCCUCAUUACAGACCUCAUCAACAUCAAGGUGACAGAGUUAAAGGGGUUGGCCACUCACAUCUUAGUGGGUAGUGUGAUCUGUGAAACCAAGGACCUGUUCACCGCUAUGCCUCAGGUGGUAGCUGUAGACGUCAACGACCUGGGAACCAUUAAACUUAACCUGGAGGUCACCUGGUUUCCGUUUGAUGUGGAGGAUCUGACACUGUCGUCAGGAAACGUGAGUAAAGCCACCGCCCUUCAGAGACGUGUUUCAGUGUACAGCCAAGGCACACCCGAGACGCCCACUUUCCAGGACACCUCUUUCUUUUGGCGUCCUCAGCGGUGGGAGGGCCAGCGUCUCUCGUUCUUGCACAGGCUCAGAGAGACGUUCCUAGAGAAACUCAGGCGCAGUCGCUCUUUUGGCGAUCUGGCUGCACUGAGACCUCGUUCAAGGUCCAGUCUGGAAGUCUACUCCACUUUACCAGACGAUGUCUUUGAGAACGGAGGCUGCGGUGUGGCCGAAUGCAAGCGUCUGUCCUUCACCUUCUCUGACACGCCCACCUCAAGCCCCGCCCCCAUCCAGUCAAACCCCGAGAUCACCGUCACGCCCCCUGAGACGGACUCUCCCUCUGAACCAGCUCCAGCCUCUGAGGAGCUGCUGGUUGAGGAGGAGUGUGUGGAGGAAGACUGCGGAAGUGUCAGUGCCAGCGAUCCAGACCUGGAGUGGGACCAGGCUGAGGCCCAGGGGCACGGCACAGGCUCGGCUGCCCUCUCGCUGUGCUCCGAGAGUCAGCUGUCUGCGGUGGGACCUGAGGAUGUGGUGUUCCUGGAGCCCAACGUGUCUGAUGAAGCCCUGGAGCUGAAGCCGGUGGAGCUGGACGGGGAGGAAGGCAGUCUGACCAGACAGCUGGUGAGGAGGCUCACCUCCUCUGACAUGCUGCCCGAGGCCGGCGCUGUGAGCUGGUCUGGAGAGAGCAGCAGGACCUUCCAGGAGAGCAGCCUGGAGGAGGCCAUUCAGUCCCUGCUCCUGCGGCUGGAGAGCUUGGGCCAGCGCUGCGGGGAGCUGCAGGACUUGGAGCAGGAGGUCAUGAGACUCGAAGACUUGCUUAAGUGUCGGGUACCUGCCCAUAGGAGCCGUUCAUCAAGCCUCAGUUUGACAGUGGAGAGUGCUCUGGAAAGUUUUGACUUCCUCAACACCUCUGACUUUGAUGAUGAUGACACAGGAGAUGAUGCUGCCGCCCUCUCACGCGCUGUCUUCUUUGACAUGGAGUCAGAGAGAAUCAGGUCAGGCCAACAUCCAGAAGCAAGAGGCCACCUGAGUGAAGCCCUCACAGAGGACACUGGUGUGGGGAACAGUGUGGCCGGCAGCCCGUUGCCUCUCACCACAGGAAACGAGAACCUAGACGUUGCCAUCAGUGUUCAUCUACAAUACUGCAGUCAUCUCGUUCAGUUGUUGACCUCAGGAGGAAGCCAGUCACAGCACAUGACUUACCUGCGCAAACUAACAACUCAAACACUUCUUUUGGAGGAGCUCAGUGAGAAAAACCUUGACAGACCGGGCAGCUGCAUUUUAGUGUCUGAUGUGCUGCCUGGGCUGGUGGAGCGUCCUGCGCUGAUGUCUCUGUGGUGCGACUGCAGCGCUGGGCUGUUUCACACUACACUGGAGCGAGUGCUGAAACACAUGCAUUUCAGCUUUGCCUUACCACUGCAGCAGAUUCAGCCUCACUCUCCUGACUCAGUGAUCAGGCUGGUGGUGAAUGAGAUGAUGGACAGGAGCGAGCUGGCCUCAUCCCUGUGUCCAUCACCGUCAUCUCUGGCACAGGACGUCGUCACCGUGUUUCAGUUCCACCAUUACACCGUUGAACACGAUAUCACAGACAUGGAGCAACACCUGCUGGAUUUAGCCAAAGAGGUCAUGCUAGCAGAAGCCCUGAGCUGUGGAGAUACAGAACGCUGUGUGGAGGAACUGCAUGAAGUGUCCGUCAUGUGUCUCCAGCCCCGUCCUCAAACCCUCUGGGCCGUGGCAGCACUGUUGACCUCUGAUGAUCCUGACGCGAUGAAGGCCGCUACAGCCUUCCUCUCCUCUGCUGCCUCACACAAACCCUUCAGGUCAAAGGCUGUUGAUUGUUACACACAAGCCUUAUCAGAAGCAGACAGAUCAAGAGCUGCAUGUGCCGCUCUGAGCUGCCUGCAGGCUGUGGAGAGCAUUGAUGCUGUGGUGUUACUGUGUGACUCAGCCGAUGAAGAGCUCCAUCAUAUUGCCAUUGAAACCCUCCUCACUUUUGGUGAAGACGGGCGGCUGGCAUACGAGCAGUUGGACACAGUACCGAGGGAGAUAGUGCGGCUCGGCACUCGCCGCGGUAACACUGUUACCACUUCAUUUUAGAAGAACGACUCGUUAUUCCCCCGUGACCCUGCACACUUCAGACGUGAAAUACACACAACCUGCUAACAAGGAGAAAAGUACCUUGAGAACUUCAGCACAGAGUCUUCUUUUCUGCAGGAUGUUUGCAUUUAUACUACUGGUGUCACAGUCGUCAUGAUUCAUUGUUGCCGAUUGAACAAUAAGAGCGUUAAUACUGAAAGUUAGUUAUUUGCAGAUUGCAGUUGCACUGUUGGAGGCAUGUAAAUAGCACAGAAAAUCCUAUUUUAGUUUUUGUUUUUCUUUUGUAUGCACCGUUCCGUUUCAGGGAUUAUAAGGGACUGUUUUAAUGCUCCCUGCUUGAGUUUUUUGACCUGGACAGAGUGAGAUUUCUGUAACCUCUGUGAAAGGAUAGAUUUGAAGUGUGCUGGUUGAUCCCAGCUGGUCAUAUGGACUACUGAAAACCCGAAGUGGACGGUGGACUGCUGAUUUCUACAUUGUUCGCUUGCCUUCACUGGUCAGGAGAAAACAUUUCUAUGGAUGGAGCCUGUAGUGAACAAUUGCAUUAACACGGUACUAAUGCCUGAGCACAUGGGAUCUUACAACAAGCGCUGUUUGGAUCCCGUCGGAGUAUCUGAAAAUGCACUUUUACACUCAGAGAAGCGUGAUGUAUUACUGUGAAUUUUUGAUUUCUACGAAAAAUGAAGACUAGAGUAUAUUUGCUCUGUGAUCUGAACUCGCUUCUGUGCCUAUUGUUACUGUACUACUGAGUCAUGUGACUUUAAUAUUUGUUUUAUUUAUUUUUUUCACUUCUCUUCACUAUAAAUGGUACGAUGCUGAUUUUA